AUGUUGCAACCACGGCUCCGGCCUCUGUUCGCCGGGACCGUUUCGCUCUGUCAGAGUGUCCCUCGCCUCGGCAUUACAAGAAGCUAUGCGACCACGCAGGUGCAAAGCAAUAGCAAUGCUAAAGACCCGUCCGCUGACGACACCCCCAUCUUCGGCGCGCCGUCGACCGAGAUCGAGCAGGUCAUGAUGCGGACCUACAAACCACGGACGCCCGGCACACGGCAUCUCAAACGGCCCAUCAACGACCACUUGUGGAAGGGUAGGCCGUAUCUGCCGCUGACCAUCCCCAAGAAGGGCCAGGGGAAAGGCGGCAGAAACAACAGCGGCCGCAUCACCGUCCGGCAUCGUGGUGGUGGCGCCAAGCGGAGGAUCCGUACCGUCGACUUCCACCGUUGGGCGCCCGGGCCGCACCUCGUCGAGCGCAUCGAGUACGACCCUGGCCGGAGCGCCCACAUCGCCCUGGUGACGGAGCAAGCAACGGGCAAGAAGAGCUACAUCUUGGCGCCCGAGGGUAUGCGGGCUGGGGACGUGGUGCAGAGCUACCGGUCCGGCAUCCCGCAGGAGCUGCUCGACAGCAUGGGUGGUGUCGUGGAUCCCGGCAUUCUGGCGGCACGGACGGCCUGGAGAGGCAACUGCCUGCCGAUGCACAUGAUUCCCGUCGGCACCGUCAUCUUCAACGUCGGGUCCCGGCCAGACGGCCCUGCCGUGUUCUGCCGCAGUGCGGGAACCUACGCAACCGUGGUGGCCAAGGAGGAAGAGACGCGCGAGGACGGUAUCAAGGUCAUGACGGGCAAAUUCGUCACUGUGCGGUUGCAAAGCGGUGAAAUCCGCAAGGUCAGCAAAGAUGCCUGUGCAACCAUUGGUGUCGCCAGCAAUAUCAUGCAUCAACACAGGCAGCUGGGCAAGGCCGGAAGAAGCCGGUGGCUGAACAUCCGGCCCACCGUGAGAGGUGUCGCCAUGAAUGCGAAUGACCAUCCCCACGGUGGUGGCCGUGGCAAAUCAAAGGGUAACCGGCAUCCCGUCAGCCCUUGGGGUCAGCCGGCGAAGGGUGGCUUCAAAACCCGCAAGAAGAGCAACGUCAACAAAUGGGUCGUCACCCCCCGUGUCCGGAACAUGGGCAAGCGGAGGUCCAAGAUCACCGCUUCCAAAGAAUGA
Molecule: messenger RNA, 1155 nt
Organism: Canariomyces notabilis
Lineage: Eukaryota; Fungi; Ascomycota; Sordariomycetes; Sordariales; Chaetomiaceae
Product: ribosomal protein L2
Exons: 2
Coding region: 1-1155 (384 amino acids)
Biological process (GO): mitochondrial translation
Cellular component (GO): mitochondrial large ribosomal subunit; ribosome
Molecular function (GO): structural constituent of ribosome; RNA binding; transferase activity
Source: RefSeq, a predicted model, not a curated record